Daldinia caldariorum is the source of this 1685-nucleotide messenger RNA. RefSeq names its product PUA-like domain-containing protein. The transcript has 3 exons. Gene Ontology annotation, biological process: protein ubiquitination; negative regulation of gene expression via chromosomal CpG island methylation. Gene Ontology annotation, molecular function: ubiquitin protein ligase activity. Lineage: Eukaryota; Fungi; Ascomycota; Sordariomycetes; Xylariales; Hypoxylaceae. The record is from RefSeq and is a predicted model, not a curated record. The coding region runs from base 411 to 1502 and encodes 363 amino acids.
CCAUAUUCCAACUGUUUGUCUCCAUUCUCGGAUCCCAGUGAUCAACUAUUGGUAAUACGAACCUUAGUUGUGAAGCUAUGCUCCUAUAAAAGUCGCUAUAUUAGCCUCACUAACAUCGGACUUUCCAUUCGAAGACAUCACACGACCCCCUAAGUAUCUAAGUAACUUGUUCAUCGGCCCACGAUUCCGAAAUACCUACAUCUAUAACGCCAUCGUUCAUAAUAACAAGAAGGUUCAAUAGAUCUAUCCGGGGAAAGGGAAAACCGUGACAAGUCUUUGAUCAUUUAAAUAAUAUUAACCCCCGCAAUAAAAUGGCUGUUCCGAAUCCUAGUCACGACCUUUGCUGCAUCGUUCUAACAUCACUUUCUACAGAAGCAAUCAGUCUCUUCACCUAGGUACCUAUAACUAAGAUGGUUACGGUCGAAGUAUUCGAUGUCGGCAGCAGCAAAACCGAGCAGCUUCGACACAUGAAGUAUCAAAACAGAGCUACUAUCUCAUUGUUGGGAGCAAAAAGCAAACGUAUGAAGAGAGUCGUAACACCUCAGGACGGGCCAGAGUGUGAAGGUCUUCUCAAACGGGGAAGGGUCUACUUACAAUGGCUGGACAGCAUCGAGAUAAGCCCCCUAUUCAAGACGAAGGCAACAUUGCCCGAAAUGCUCCAACUCCUCACAGACAAGCCCGAGCUGUUCUAUCCCGAGGAUAUGAAAGCCAGUGCACGGGCCUUGCAUGAGAAGUGGGAGUCUGAGAACUGGGGCGCCGCGAACGUGGUAGAUGAGGAAGAAACAACUGCGGAAGAGGUGCCUCCCGGAGGUGAACAGGAAGCUCCCAUUGUUCAGAGUCAGCUGCCACCGCUUGACCAUCCUACCUAUGGACAGAACGGGAUCAUGUAUGGGAUUAUGGCUGUUCGUGGUCCUAACGGUAGAAUAUCUUACCGUCAGAACCCUCAAGUUCCUGCGAAACCAGCCAAGGUUUACGGACAUAACGAUAUUCUUAUCGGAACUUGGUUCGCCAACCGAUUAGUUGCGCUCCAUCGCGGUGUCCAUGGCUCGUCAGUUGGGGGAAUCGCCGGGUCUAUUGAAACAGGUGCUCAUUCUAUCGUAGUGUCUAAAGUCUACGAUGACCUCGACGAUGACCAGGGUGAGACGCUUUACUACUCCGGCUCAAACAGUCACUCGAACGAGGACCCCAAUAAAUCAGCGCCAUCUAGCACAGGAACCAAUGCUCUCAAGGCCUCGUUUCGGACAGGACGCCCCGUGCGCGUCCUCCGUGCCGGUGGUCCCCAGGCCUCUAAAAGCAAUCGGUGGCUCCCUGAAUGCGGCAUCCGAUACGAUGGAUUGUAUCGAGUUACCGGACUACGAGAACGCAAGAACACAAAAGGUGGACUCUACGAACAGUUCCGACUACAAAGAGAGUCUGGCCAACCGCCUCUAGAGGAGCUCCGCAAAACGUCGCCUACAGCCCAGCAAAAGCGCGAUUUAUAUAGAUUUCAGCAGGAUUAUUGAGAAAGAAAAAAAGAUAAAAUGGCCAAUCUCUACUAAUACAAGCUGAGGUCAUCUAUCCUAAGGAAACUUUAGACCGUCAAAUUUACUUUUCAAAAAGAGGAAGAAAAGAAAAGGGAAAAAAAAGUUCGAACUCACAGCCUCGUUGGUACGAUGGCAUUGUCAGGACGUUAAUUGCUACUUGGG